AGUACACCGACGACGGCACACUCUUCAAUUGGUGGCCACCUAUGACGGAAGCGAAAUUUCGCAAGAAAGCCCAGUGCUUCUUGGAACAGUAUGGAAACGUCACAGAUCCCGUCACGCAUAUGAAGCUUCCGUCUAAACAAACGCUUGCCGAGGACAUCUCUGACAACGCGGCAGCUCGUCUUAGCUACUUGGCGUUCCUGAAGCAGAAGCAGAUCUAUAAGGACGACCUGCAACUCCUUCCCGGUCUUGAGUCCUACACUCCUGCGCAACUUCACUUCAUCAGUGCAGCCCAGCUCUGGUGCAAGAAGUACGAUAAGAAUCUGAAGAGGUCUGUGAUCGAUGACGACGUUCACUCCGUCUCGGAGCAGAGGGUUAACAUUCCCUUCGGAAACACGCCCCAGUUUGCAGAGGUCUUCAAUUGCCCCCGAGGCAGCAAGAUGAACUUCGCGAAGAAGUGCAGAAUUUGGUGAAAGGAGCAUCAUAUGCAUGCAUGCACCUUUCCGUCGUCACACAAGAAGAGUAUGUGUCUGACGCCGUAAGUUCUGCAACGUGGCGUUCGUGAAAAACGCUCACCGAUUGCAAUAAAGAGUCGCAAACAGUAAA
This is a messenger RNA of Rhipicephalus microplus (southern cattle tick), 603 nucleotides long. RefSeq names its product carboxypeptidase D. The record is from RefSeq and is a predicted model, not a curated record. Gene Ontology annotation, cellular component: plasma membrane. Lineage: Eukaryota; Metazoa; Arthropoda; Arachnida; Ixodida; Ixodidae. Gene Ontology annotation, molecular function: metalloendopeptidase activity; zinc ion binding; metallocarboxypeptidase activity. Gene Ontology annotation, biological process: peptide metabolic process; protein processing.